Sinocyclocheilus rhinocerous is the source of this 4502-nucleotide messenger RNA. Its product is annotated as NACHT, LRR and PYD domains-containing protein 1b allele 2-like. The coding region runs from base 107 to 4126 and encodes 1339 amino acids. The record is from RefSeq and is a predicted model, not a curated record. NCBI's taxonomy places the organism in Eukaryota, Metazoa, Chordata, Actinopteri, Cypriniformes, Cyprinidae. Gene Ontology annotation, biological process: inflammatory response; regulation of apoptotic process; innate immune response. Gene Ontology annotation, cellular component: cytoplasm. The transcript has 15 exons.
AAAAUCAAGUUGGCAAAACUGACCACACCCAUCCUGGAAAAUAUAUUCUACACUCACGGAAACCCAGCACCGAGGAAAUAUAUGUUCCUUUGGACUUCGAUGUUGGAUGUUCUAUAGGCUGGACGCGAUGUCAGAUCACGAGGCCCGAUAUGUAGACACGCACAGGGCUGAGCUCAUCCAGAGCGUCCAGAGAGUGAUGGUGGUGACACGCAAUCUGCUGUCAGAGGGCAGGAUCAAUGUGGAGACAUAUUCACAGAUCAGGAGAGCUGGGACCAAACAGGACAGAAUGAGAAAGCUUUAUGAAGCACUGGAUGAAGGAGGAGCUGAAAUUAAAUCUGCGUUUUACGCUGCACUGAGGAAGUGUGAACCAGACCUUACUUUCCUGGGUUAUUCGUUUGAACCAGCUUGUAUUGCUCUUCGAAUUGAUCCAUUCCUGAAACAAGCCCAGUUUGUAGAUAGGAACAGGUCUGAGCUCAUCCAGAGAGUUACAAUGGUGAUGCCAGUGAUGGAUGAGCUGCUGGCACAACACGAGCUCAAUGAUCAGACAUAUACACGGAUUAGGAGAGCACCAACCAACCGUGAGCAAAUGACAGAGCUUUAUACCGCACUGGAUGAAGGAGGGAAUAAAGUGAAAUCUGCCUUUUAUUUUGCUCUGAGGAAGCAUGAACCACACCUGCUCUGUUACCUGGUACCUGUGAAGUGUCUUUCCCAGAAGAUGAGUUUGAUUCAGCUCUUGAGCUGGAGUUACAGCAUAACAUAUCAGAUCUCACAGAUACUAGAGUUAACACCAGAUAAAGUCCUCAUCCUCAUUGAUGGAAUUGAUGAGUUCUCAUUCGAUCCACAUAUUCAAAUAUCAUCACCCACUAAAUCAUCGCAGCAAGCUCUACCAAUGGACAUUCUCAGGAGUCUGCUGAAUGGACAGAUCCUGCCUGAGUCUUUCCUGCUGGUUACCACCAGAUCAGAUGCUGGUACAGUGAUGAAUCUCCUCAAGGGUCCUCAGCCAGCCACUGAGAUUGUGGGCUUCUCUGAGAGAGGGGUGCAGGAGUACUUCCAGAAGUUCUUUCAGGAUGAGCAGCUCUUCAGGAAAACAUAUGAGAGUCUGAAGACAAAUGAAAGCCUCCUGACUGCCUGCUCUGUGCCUUUGCUGUGUUGGAUGGUCUGUUUUUGUCUGAAGAAACACUAUACAGAUGAUGAUCAUGUGAUGAGAGAACUAAAGACAACCACCUCCAUUUAUGUGCAGUUUGUGUCCACUCUAUUGGAGCAUCAUGAUCAGAGUCAGUCUGUCCUCAGGAGUCUGGGUCAGCUGGCAGAGGAAGGGAUACUGGAUGAAGAAGUCUUCUUUGACAAGAAGGCCGUGUUCAAGACAGGUUUAGAUGCUGAAAGUAGCCUGUUCCUGCAUGAAUCUGAUAUUCAAGAUUUAAGGAAAAGAGCACUCAAGUUUAUGCACCUCAGCUUUCAGGAGUUCUUCAUGGCUCUUUAUUAUAUGUUUCUGAAUGAAGAAGAGUCCCAGAGGAACAUCAGAGACAUCUUAACUGCUGAGAGAGUGAAAGGUAGACUAACAAAUUCCAUCGCUUCAGUGCUUCUGUUUCUCUGUGGUCUCUCUAAUGAAGACUCAAGCAACUCACUCUUUGAAAAGCACAACUGGACUGUUCCUUACAUCAUAAGAAAAGAAAUGGAGAGCACAAUCCUUACACUUCAGGAUGAAGAUAAACUAUUUGCUCUCCAGUGUCUGUAUGAGCUCCAGGAUGAGGAGUUUGUGAGGAGAGCUUUAGGAGAUUGGGUAUCCCUGGAUCUGUCUAACAUUUCUCUGAGGAGCACAGACUGCUGGGUGCUGCUGUACUGUCUUCAGUGCUGUCCACACAUCAGAUACCUGAACCUCAUGUACUGUGAUUUAACAGCUGAGAAACUCAAGAUUCUUCAGCCAGCACUCUGUAUGUGUGAGACUCUGAGGUUGUCAGUGGACCAUCUGCCUGAAUUUGGAGAUUUGAUCAAGACUCUCUGUGAAUUCAAAUCAUUGAAGGAACUGAAAGUUCAGGAGGAUGAAUACAGUGGUGAGAGUCCCAGGUGGUCACUUGACCUGUCUGUUGCACAGGAAGAUUACCUGUUGUCUUUGAGCACCUCAGAGAAGAAUCCAUCAUUUCCAACAGUCUUAAACAUCAGUCUUACGUGUCCACAAUCAGAGAUAUCCAGCACUGACUGGUCACUCUUCUUGCAGAAACUUAGCAAGGCAGGACAAUUUGCUGAAGACUCUUCAGCUCUUGAUGAGUUUGUCAGUUUGCUGCUGUCUUCAUUUUACUUUGGCGGUCUGAAAAAGUUGAAUCUGAAGGUGGCCAGCUUUAAUGAGAGCUGGGCUUCUGGGAUAAUUUCUCUUGUCCAGACCUGCACCAGUCUACAGCAGCUCAGUAUUGAGGAAUACAGCGACAAUCCUAGAAGUCUCUUCUCAAGGUUCAUUGUAUUAGUUUACAAUGAAGACAUCAGGUUGGAUAUAAGGCAUAGACGGAACACUGAAUCUCUCUCAAAAAUCUCUCUUACUUUUCCACGCUCAGCGUUAAGCAGCUCUGACUGGAAAAUCCUCUUCCAGAGAUUUCAUGAAGUGUCUAGAUACCAACAAAAUUCUCCAGAGUGUAAUGAGCAAGCGGAUGCUCUGUUUACUUUCCUGCACUCUGUGUGUGAUCUGAAGAGUGUGGAGCUGAUCAUCUUCAGUCUGAAUCAGAGCUGGGCUCUCAGGAUUCUCGCUCUCAUCCAGGCCUGCAGCAGUCUGCAAGAAAUCUGUGUCCGUGCCACUGGUUUGCUGCCGGAGGUGGGACUCGAGUUACUGUAUGAAUCACUGACAGAUUCACACUGCUCUGUGAUCAUUGAAGGGCCAACCAUCUCUGACUCUGAACAGUCUAGACUGAAUCUUCAGCCGCUCCCAGUGUGUCAGUCUUGUGUUCACAUUGUUGACUCUGAUCAGUGGGUUCAGGUGGAGCCAUCAGUCUGUACAGAUGAAGGAGGCUCAGAGUUCAGGAUCAGCACUCCGGCGGGUCGAUUCGAGUGCAGCAGGACCAGAAUGCGAUGGGUCUGUGCUGGUGACGUCACUCUCCAGUACCGUGCAGUGGAUGGACGUUCCCUCAGAGCAGAUCUGGAGAGACUUCAGUGUGAGCGAAUUGGUCCUGUGAUUGAUGUGACGGUGAUCUCAGGGAAACUGGAGGAGGCCCAUCUGCCUCAUUACGCCUGUUUAGCAGAGUUGGACUGCUCUUUCACAGAAAGUGUAAAGGUCCUCAAUGUUGAAGAUGAUGGAUUAACCUUUGAAUCAGUGGAGUUGACACGUUUUCAUGCCAAAAUACUCCAGCCAUAUUUUUCUCCUAAAACAGUUCUUAUGAAACUAGGGAUACCAGUGAAAGUGCACUGUGAUCUACUUAUCUUCAUGACACACAAGAACCCCAUCAUUCUCCAUGUGUAUUUUUUCCCAUCAGAUUUAAUUUUUAAAGAAAAAAUUAAGGUUGAGGAAAAAUCUAGUCAACCAAUCAAAUGUCCAAGACCUGAAACCCCACUGCGGAUGAUGAAACAACACAGUCUUGAGGUUCCUGGUGCUUCUGUCCAACCCGAAGAGAUCAAAUUAAGAGGAGACAUCGAUCCAAACUUCUUUAAGGUCAAACAUCCUGUGGUCGAUGACAUCAAAAUGUCUCUCAGCCGAGUGGAUGAUCCGAAAUCAGUUUGGACUGCAACAAUUUGGAAAGAAGAACUAGACAAAACAAUUACAAGCAAAGAUGCGUCUAGUUUGUUCCAACAUGGAGAAAUGCAAACAAAACCACAGGUGUCUGUCAACUUUGAUAAAGUUAGGUUUUUUGAUAGAAAUUGGUGUGCUCUUAUUAAAAGUGUUAAGAAUGUGAACGCCAUUGCAGACAAACUGCUUCAGGAGAAGGUCAUUAAUGAAGAAAUGUAUUCUAAAAUCACACAUCUGACUUCAACUAAGGAAGAAAGCAUGAGAGAGAUCUGCAGCAAAGUACGUAAAAACAGUGUCAGUGUGAAAAAUCUCUUCAUCUCUGUUAUUCAGGAAGAGGAGCCCAGUCUUUUAAAUCAGGGGUGUCCAAGCCUGUUCCUGGAGGACCACUAUCCUGCAGAGGUUAGCUCCAACCCUAAUUAAACUCACCUGAACCAGCUAAUCAAGGGCUGUAUCCGAAAUUGCUCCCUAUACCCUCAAAUAGGGCAUUUGAGGGGACAUCCAUUUUUAGUGGUGUCCGAAACCAUAGUGGACGUUCUCGAGUGCACUCAUUCAAUCACACAAUGCACCACAAAAACAAGUGUACAACCAGUGCACGCUCAACGGCUAGAUAAUACCCAUAAUGCACUGUGAGCACUGAAUGAAUUCCUGCAUCCCACCAGAAGAUAGCGCCCACAGCUGAAUCAUCCAUCCAUUCAUUUUACAAAGCAAUAGUCCACGGUGUAAUACAGCACAGGUACAAAUUGUAAAUUGAUUAUUAAAUUGUUUAACCAGAGUCUAUAUAGGCCUAUAAUUUCCU